AUGCAGCGGAUCGCCCGUCGUGGUGACGGCGUUGGGUUUGCCAAAGCAGUGAAGAAUGAAAUCGGUAUCGUGGAUGUGGAGGCGGCGGAGCGGAGAGGGCCGAGCUCGAGCUGGUUGUGUUUGUUUGUGGUAAUGAGUUCGUGGAUGGUGGUCCAUGCGGGCCAAUGUCUCAUGCACAUCGCGGGGAUGCAGAGACCGCUGGACUUCUUCUGGAAUGAUCGCGAUGGGUUUUUCGACGAGGACGUGCUUGCCUGCGCUGAGCGCAUCGAUCGCGAGAUCGACAUGGGAGUCGGUGUGGGUGCAGAUGGAGAUGAGGUCUUUGAGGUUUGCAUCUGCGAUCGCGGCGAGGGUGACGGGGUAGCCGUCGGCUUGGGCGUCUUGGUAGCACUUGGCGUGGGUGCGUCCCAUGUAUUGCUCGGCGAUGAUGCGUGCGGUGAUGAUGUCGUUGAUGCGGUUGUCUCCGGCUUCGCGUUCGAUGACGACGUUGACGGUGCCUGGGGUGGUUGUUGUGGUUGCGUCUUUCAUGUGGACCUGCGCGAUGCGGGGUUUGAGGAGUUCGAUGGCUUGGGCGGGGUUGGGAAGAUCGAGCAUGUGAAGGAGGUCUUCGGCGUGUUCUUGCCCGGUUUCGAGGGCGAGGGUGAUGCCGAGUGUUUGGAAGGUUUCGUUGACGGCUUUGAUGCGAUCGGUGAUGGUGGUGUACUCGUUGGUGGAGUGGUCUGGGAUGAAUCCGGCGUGGAGGGUGAUGAGUUUGAUAUUGAGGGCUGCGGCGAGGUGGGCGCUGGCGUGGGCGCGGUGGAGGUUGGCUUCCCAGUGUUGAUCGGGGCGGAGGCCUCCGGUGUGUUUGAUGGUUUCGAGGGUGGUGUAGUCUUCUCCGAUGGUGGUCAUCAUGGCGGAGCAGAUCUGGAUGUUGGAGUCGUUGAAGACUUUAACGAGCAGACGGCGGUGUUCUUUGGCAUGCUUGUUCUCUGGCACCGCUUCUUGAUUGGGGCCGUUUCAUUUGGUAUGGAUCUGGAGGAUCACCGCAUGGCACACGAUAACGGAACGAGCAACCCAUCGAACGGGCAUCAGACGAAUGACUCUCGGCGUACUUUUCUCGCGCAGACCGCGGCGCUUGCGGGUGUGGCGGGCGUGGGCAUGCUUGGAGGCGCGGGGCUCAAUACGAAUCGACGAGAACGGCUGGUGCCUACGGUCAAGGCGGCGAAGGGGCGUGUUCCCAAGGACGGCGAGUCGAUCAAUCUGGCGAUCAUCGGGACCGGCGGGAUGGGUGGCGGUCACCUGCACUCGAUCAUCUCGCUCGCUCAGAGCGGGAAGACGGACGCGAAGUUUGUCGCGUUGUCGGAUGUGUGUGAUUCGAAGCUUGAGGGUGCGGUGAAAGCCGCGGAGGAAAAACAGGGGAUCGAGGUCAAGGGGUAUCGGGAUUAUCGCGAGCUGCUCAAGCGGGAUGACAUCCAUGGGGUGAUCAUCGCGUCUCCGGAGCACUGGCACGCGCAGCACAUCAUUGAUUCGCUCGCGGCGGGGAAGGACGUGUAUACCGAGAAGCCGAUGACGCUUCGGUUGGAUCAGGCGCUGGAGGUUCGUGAGGCGGUGCUGGCGCAUCCGGAGCGGAUCUUCCAGGUGGGGACGCAGAUGAUUAUGCUUCCGAAGUACAACAAGGCACGCGAGGUGAUCAAGGAGGGGCUCAUUGGGACUCCGGUGUGGUCGCAGACGAGUUACUGCCGCAACUCGACGUCGGGGGAGUGGAACUACUACGGGAUUGAUGAGAACUGGAAGCCUGGUGUGAAUCUGGACUGGGAUGCGUGGCUUGGGUACCUUGGACCGCGUGAGUGGGAUCCGAAGGUGUACGCACGCUGGCGCCGGUACCGCGAGUUCUCGACGGGGAUCAUCGGUGACCUGCUGGUGCACGUGAUGACGCCUUUGAUCUUUGCGCUGGAUUCUGGUUGGCCUACGCGUGUGGUCGCGACUGGGGCGCAUGUGGUGGAUCACGACAUGGAGAACCAUGACCAGGUGAACCUGACGGUGCAGUUCGAGGACGGGCACACGAUGGUGCUCGCUGGAUCGACGGCGAACGAGGUGGGACUGGAGACGAUGAUCCGCGGGCACAAAGCGAAUAUGUAUCUCAACUCGCGUCACUGCGAGGUGCGUCCGGAGCGGAUCUUUGUCGAUGACAUCGAUGCGGAGCGGAUCGAGUGCGAGGACAUCGGGAACGAUCAGGAUCAGCUGCGUCUGAACUGGCUCGAGUGCAUGCGUACACGCGAGCCUGCGAAGAGCAACAUUGAUCUGGCGACGAAGGUGCUGGUCGCGGUGGAUCUGGCGACGCGCUCGAUGUGGGAGGGGCACGCGUUCCGGUUUGAUCCGCAAAAGAUGCGCGCCUCGAAGGUGUGA
Molecule: messenger RNA, 2382 nt
Organism: Symbiodinium sp. CCMP2592
Lineage: Eukaryota; Dinophyceae; Suessiales; Symbiodiniaceae
Source: the annotation of a GenBank genome assembly